This is a messenger RNA of Tachysurus fulvidraco (yellow catfish), 2164 nucleotides long. RefSeq names its product kelch-like family member 41a (gene klhl41a). Gene Ontology annotation, molecular function: protein binding. The coding region runs from base 114 to 1904 and encodes 596 amino acids. The transcript has 6 exons. The record is from RefSeq and is a predicted model, not a curated record. NCBI's taxonomy places the organism in Eukaryota, Metazoa, Chordata, Actinopteri, Siluriformes, Bagridae.
GUCUUUGCUCUGCGUCAACACAUACUAUUACUACCAAGAUAGCGAGAGAAGUGGAAGCAUUGCAAUCCCAACAUCCUCCCUGAUCUACACACACACACACACACUCAGUAGAGAUGGAACCGACAAGCAUGAAAGAGGACCUGAAGCUCUAUCAGAGCACCCUGCUCCAAGAUGGUCUGAAAGACCUUUUGAACGAGAACAAGUUUGUUGACUGCAUUUUAAAAGUAGGGGACAGAAGUUUGCCAUGUCACAAACUCAUCAUGGCAGCAUGUAGCCCUUACUUUAGAGAAAUUUACUUCUCUGAAGAUGGCAAAGAGAAGAGCAACACAGGCAAGGAGGUAGUUCUGGAAAAUGUGGAUCCAUCAAUAAUGGACAUGAUCGUGAAUUAUCUCUAUUCUGCAGAAAUAGAUAUUACAGAUGAGAACGUGCAAGAUGUUCUCACGGUAGCCAACCGUUUUCAGAUUCCAUCUGUGUUCACGGUGUGUGUAAACUUCCUGCAGAAGCAACUCUCUCUAGGAAACUGUCUGGCAAUCUUCCGACUGGGGCUCUUGUUAAAUUGUCCAAGGCUGGCCAUGGCAGCAAGAGACUACAUUGCUGAACGAUUCGAGAUUCUUUACAAUGAGCAAGAUUUUCUCGAGUUCAACCCUCCUGAACUGUUUGCCAUCAUAGGAAGUGAUUCCCUCCACGUGGAGAAAGAGGAAUUGGUGUUUGAGCUGCUAAUGAAGUGGAUCAGGAAGGACAAAGAGAACCGUGCAAAGCAUUUAGGUGAUGCCUUUGAGCAUAUUCGUUUCCGACUGCUCCCAGAAAAAUAUUUCAAUGAAAAGGUAGAAAAGGAUGAUAUUAUCAAAGCUGAUCCUGAGCUUGUGAAGAAGCUUAAGGUCAUCAAAGAUGCCUUUGCUGGAAAACUUCCAGGAAAGAUAGAAGGAAAAGAGGACGAAGAGAGCACAAUGCCUGGAUAUCUGAACGACACCCGAAGGCUUGGCAUGUACACCAAGAACCUUAUCGUUAUGAUUAAUGACACAGCGGCCGUGGCUUAUGAUCCUAUUGAGAAUGAAUGCUCACUGGCGGCAAUGGCUGAGCAGAUACCUCGAAAUCAUGGCAGCAUUGUAACAAAGAGGAAUCAACUUUUUGUUGUAGGUGGAUUGUUUGUGGAUGAGGAAAAUAAAGACUCACCGUUACAGUGCUACUGUUUUCAGCUGGAUCCCAUUAGUGCGGACUGGAUUGCUAUACCUCCAUUACCUUCUCCCCGAUGUCUCUUUGCUCUUGGAGAAUUUGAGAAUCUCAUAUUUGCUGUUGCUGGCAAAGAUUUACAGACCAAUGAGUCUCUUGACUCAGUAAUGUGUUAUGAUACUAACAAGAUGAAAUGGAGCGAAACAAAAAAGCUUCCCCUGAAGCUACACGGGCACUGUGUGAUCUCAGAAAAUGGCCUGGUGUACUGUAUAGGAGGAAAGACAGAUGACAACAAAACCAUCAGCAAAAUGUUUGCAUAUAAUCAUAAGAAGUCUGAAUGGAAGGAGCUAGCUGCAAUGAAAACACCACGGUCCAUGUUUGGGGCAGUUGUCCAUAAAGGAAAAAUCAUUGUGGUUGGAGGAGUCAACGAGAACAAUCUCUUAGCAUCAUGUGAAGCCUAUGACUUUGGAACCAACAAGUGGGAAUCCUUCCCUGAGUUUGCACAGGAGAGGAGCUCAGUAAAUGUUGUAAGUAUUGAUGGCGAGCUUUUUUCAGUCGGGGGAUUUACCAUGGUAGAGCAAGAUAAAGAAUGUGUUCCGUCAGAGAUCAUAGACAUUUGGCAGUAUGAAGAGGACAAGAAGCAGUGGUCUGGAAUUUUGAGAGAGAUGCGUUAUGCAGCUGGUGCUUCCUGCGUUUCCAUGCGACUAAAUGCUGUGAAAAUGCCCAAACUGUAAAAAUGGCCCAUUCUCUGUCAAGGAACAGUUUAUUUUUAGUCUAAUGAUUCCAGAUAUAAUUUAAUAGUGCAUUAAAACAACAGUUUGAGAAUUUUGGAUUUUCACAAAGCUGUUGAAGAUAUUCUUAUACACAAAUGAUGUUUUUGUUUUUAAAGUUUGAGCUCAAAAUCAUGUAUUUGUUCAAGAUUGCAAAAUGAAAUUUUACAUUCAAUAAAUUACAGCAAAAAUAUACAGAUAUUAAAAAAACACAUGAGGCAUAA